Xiphophorus hellerii (green swordtail) is the source of this 2949-nucleotide messenger RNA. RefSeq names its product voltage-dependent calcium channel gamma-5 subunit. Gene Ontology annotation, cellular component: AMPA glutamate receptor complex; postsynaptic density membrane. The transcript has 6 exons. The record is from RefSeq and is a predicted model, not a curated record. NCBI's taxonomy places the organism in Eukaryota, Metazoa, Chordata, Actinopteri, Cyprinodontiformes, Poeciliidae. Gene Ontology annotation, biological process: positive regulation of synaptic transmission, glutamatergic; neurotransmitter receptor transport, postsynaptic endosome to lysosome; neurotransmitter receptor internalization. Gene Ontology annotation, molecular function: voltage-gated calcium channel activity; channel regulator activity. The coding region runs from base 481 to 1314 and encodes 277 amino acids.
ACGACUCUUUGAAGACACUUAGCGAGACACGUUACAACAUUUUUAUUCCAUUUGGGAUAAAUAUUUAAAAAAAUCUUGAAUUGAAUCGAAUAAACUUCUUUUUUAAUAAUUUUGUGUUUAGUUGUUGGUUACCUAAACCAGCUCAGAGCCCCGCUCAUCACCGCCUCUGAACUGUUCAUCGUAUCCAGCAUCAUCCGCACGCGGCGUCCCUCUCGCACACCUGAGAGGAGAGGAAGAGCGCGCGGAGUAUGCUGCCACGUGCCGCGCGUCUCGCGCUCAGCCAGUUUCUGCCUUGGACAGUAAAAGAAGCGGCGCGCGAGCUCACGCGGCAGCAGGCGAAGUUUCGUUACAACCCGCGAUGAAGUGGACGGACUGACCGCAAACACAGCACGACAUACAGAAGGAGAAGGGAACGUGUUGCUUGUUUCCCCCCCCCCCCCAACGAAUCUGCUUUACGAAGCUCCGCUCUGAGGCUGCGGCAUGAGCCUAUGCGGCAGGAAGGCGCUGACGCUGCUGAGCAGCGUGUUCGCCGUCUGCGGCCUCGGCCUGCUGGGGAUCGCCGUGAGCACCGACUACUGGCUCUACCUGGAGGAGGGCGUCAUCCUCCCACUCAACCAGAGCACCGAGAUGCGCAUGUCGCUUCACUCUGGCCUCUGGAGGGUUUGCUUCCUCGCUGGCGAAGAGAAAGGCCGGUGUUUUACCAUUGAGUAUGUGAUGCCCACUAAUGUCCAGAUAACGUCUGAGUCCACCGUCAGUGUGCUCAAGAUGAUCCGCUCUGCUACACCGUUUCCUCUGGUCAGCCUCUUCUUCAUGUUCAUCGGCUUCGUGCUCAGCAACAUCGGCCAUAUCCGCCCACAUCGCACUAUCCUGGCUUUUGUUUCCGGAAUCUUCUUCAUCCUCUCAGGUCUGUCUCUGGUUGUCGGUCUGGUUCUGUACAUCUCCAACAUCAAUGAUGAAAUGUUGAACAGGACGAAAACUAGCGAGGCUUACUUCAGCUACAAGUACGGCUGGUCUUUUGCGUUCGCCGCCAUCUCCUUCCUGCUGACAGAGACGGCGGGCGUCAUGUCGGUGUACCUGUUCAUGAAGCGAUACACGGCGGAGGAAAUGUACCGGCCCCAUCAGGGCUUCUACCGGCCCCGCCUCAGCAACUGCUCAGACUACUCCGGCCAGUUCCUCCACCCGGACGCCUGGGCGGGGCGUGGCCGCAGCGCCUCCUCCAUCUCCUCCGAGGCCUCCCUGCAGAUGAACUCCUCCAACUAUCCCGCCCUCCUCAAAUGUCCAGAGUACGAACAAAUGUCCUCCUCACCCUGCUGAGGCGCCAGACCCACAUCACCGCUCCACGCCAACACCGAUGGGGGGUGUGGGGGUUUAUUUUAUUUUUUUCUGCCCACGCUUUGGCAUUUAGUUGUCAAAUAAUUUGAUAUCAUCCAUUUUGAAAUCCUUGCUUUGGAUGCUUGUAACAUUUCCCUUUGCUCUCUCAACUGCUCCGUUCGUAGCUUUGAGUUUGGGGCUUGAAAGAAGCAAAGCAUGAGGCUACUCUAUGUGCUUCGGAUGAAAGAGGAAGGUUCAACUCCCGCUCUGUUAUUUAAUGACUCAUGCAGACUUUGCAUGUUACACAUGCACAAAAAAAAAAUCCAAACAUAUGGCUAGGAAGUUUACAUAGAAAGCAUUAACCAAUCGGUCUUGUUGCCGACUUUAAGGAAACUUUCUCAGGAAAGUUUAUUUAAUUUAAAAAAAAAAAAAAGCUAUAUCAUAAAAUUUCUUUACAAGCUGCAGUUUACUGCUGCAAAUGUGUCACGCAGAUUAUUUUUCGAGCAUGUUUACAUUAUGUUCAGAACCACAUUGUAGAACAAACGCUUUGAAUGGCACAACUCUGCGGAGAUCCUCUCACACCACGUAAAAUCAGCUUUAUUAUAUAAAACUCCCUUUUUUACAAGCAAGUAGUUUUACGGGCAUUACAUGAUGGGAGUGAUUAUGAAAAGUGGUGACUGAUAUUUAUGUAAUUAUUGUCUAAUAUCCAUUCUCAGAGUAUUUCACUGUACAUUCUCAUGUUUGACAAACCUUCGGUCAACUUCCAGAAAUAGAAACGUUUUUAACCUCACUGCACUGGCAUUGAGAGGAAACUAUGGGUUUUGCAUUUUAAACGACUCGUGUAAAGGUGUAUUAAAGCUGUUAUUUGAAUUCGUGAAUGACUGUUUCAAUUUAGGCAUACUUAUGUGUACUUGCAAAGCUAAUAUAUAUAUAUAUAUAUACUGUAUAUAUGUAUAUGUAUAGCUUUUACCUUGCUUUCUCGACUUAUGGUGCAAAAAUGCACAGUAGCUUUACUUUGUGAACCAGAAAAUGUGUUCUUAGCCCAGCAAAUUGGUACAGAAGGUGAAGUGAGGUAACAUUUCUAAAGAAAGCAAGUAAUCUGUUGAUUGUGGUCAUCAAGUCAAAUGGAUUUGUAGAUGUAGAGUGUGAUAAGACCAGAGGGAAUGUGUGGUUAUUCAUGUUUGAAGUGGAAUGUGAUUGGGUCAGGUGGAGUUAAGAACUAUUUUCAUAUAAAAUUGUCGUGAAUGUAAAAUGUGCCGAAAGAAAACACUGCUAAAAGAGAUUUCCUGCUUCGAAUACCUCCCCAGACGGGAUAGUAUGCAGUAUUAACCAAAUUACAGAGACAUAUUUUUAUAACGGAUCACCUUGUAACAUCAUGCCUACAUGUGUGGAUUUAAUGCAGCAGCAAGCGUUCACUGGACACAUAUAUUUAGUCUCGUGCAAUCAUUUUGCGUCAGUUCGGUAUUUUUAUUGAAAUUAUUGUUACUAUAUAAUGUUGCAUGGUGUGAACGCCACGUGAAAUUACUGGUUUGUAGCAUUCAGUCGCUGAAACGCGACACAUUCAGUGCAUCACAAACCGCGCCGAGUUCAACUCUCGCUCUCGAGCACCGUUCUGGUAGGCUGAGCUGUAAACAAAAC